AUGCCAACCUCAUACAUCUUAGAGGGCUCAGCGGAGCAGGCGCCUGCUUCAUUUACUCUCUUUCCGUUUUUGCCAGUGGAACUUCGUCUCAAGAUUUACACGUAUUCUAUACCUGAUUCCAGGCUUGUACCUCUCAUUUUGAAGACCAGUCACUCAUUCAAAGAUAACACGCACGCUCCAAAUGUUACUGUCUCCAGCACAGUUAUUCCUCCGCUCUUACAUGUUUGCCAUGAAGCACGACAAAUAGCGAGAGAGCACUAUAGUCUCUCUUUUCACCACGCCGGUUCGCAAGCUCGCUGUCCUACGACUGUCUGGUGGCGCAAUGAUGGAUCUGAUAUCGCUCUCCUGGGUCCCAAUUCGAUUCCUAGUGGCCAUGACCACGAAGAUCCGUCUGAUCACUUUAAAAAAGUAUUGGCACUCCUCCAUCACUGCAGCCAACACGAGCCCUACAACAUCUUUCGUAUAGCUAUACCCCAAAAAAUGUUUCAUUACACUAACCCCAGAUCUAUCAUCAGUGUCAGUGGCCUGCCGGAUCUUAGUCUUCGCGAGUUCUGGGUCAACAUCAUCACUAAACUCCCAAGUAUAAAUGAGGUUCUAUUCGUUCAGGAAAGCAUUGAGGUGCUACCUCCAAACCCGUAUCAUUUGCUCACAGUCUCGGCCGUUGCACACCCGUCAAACAAUGAGAGCUCCAGACCAACCCUCUUUAAGAGACAUGUCGCAAAGGCCCUUUCAGUAGUGCUCAAAGCAUAUCCCUUGGCACGUCCCCCCUCAUGGAACGUCGUUGGAAGUGAAAUCCAAGCGUUUGAGGCACCAAAUCGCACGAACAAAAUCGUCGGAUACUAUGGUGGCCAGUGCAGGGUAGCAAAGAUGACUUUCGCUUCUGGAAAGGACAUCAUGUGGUGGGGGCUUUACAACAGCUAG
Messenger RNA from Blumeria graminis f. sp. triticale, 921 nucleotides. Lineage: Eukaryota; Fungi; Ascomycota; Leotiomycetes; Helotiales; Erysiphaceae. The record is from the annotation of a GenBank genome assembly.